This is a messenger RNA of Neltuma alba, 1392 nucleotides long. Its product is annotated as probable disease resistance protein At4g27220. The record is from RefSeq and is a predicted model, not a curated record. Gene Ontology annotation, molecular function: ADP binding. The transcript has a single exon. Bases 1 to 1392 code for a protein of 463 amino acids. NCBI's taxonomy places the organism in Eukaryota, Viridiplantae, Streptophyta, Magnoliopsida, Fabales, Fabaceae.
AUGGCGGAGAUUGCUGCCAGUAGUGCUGCUGCAACAAAAUGCACUGAUGUAUUGGUAGACAAAGUAACAAAGGAACUUCCAUAUUUGUGUUGUUACAAGAGUUAUGCAGCUGAAUUUGAAGAGAAAAAAGGAGAAUUGUCAGCUGCAGUGGAGAGUGUGGACAUGAAGAUAAAAGAAGCCAAAAGAAGGAAUGAAACCCAAAUUGACCCUUUAGUUAAGCAUUGGGUUCGAAAAGCCAACAACUUCAUUCAGCAAGAAACAAGACCAAAGAAAUGGUUUGGUUUCUGUAAUGAUUGGUUUUCGCAAUAUUCACUGGCGAAGAAAUUAGAGCGCAUCAUGCAAGAGAUUCCAACAAUAAUGGAGAAAGCUGAGAACUUCUCACAAGUUGCACGUGCAGCUGGACCUCCAGGCAUGGAGUUCUAUUCACAAGAGUUUAUGCAUUUUAAGAGUAGAAACUUAGUUUAUGAACAACUUAGGGAGGAGCUGAAAAAUGACAAUAUACAUAGGAUUGGAUUGCAAGCAAUGGGAGGAUCAGGGAAAACCACAAUGACAAAAGCAAUUGGUAAGGAACUUGAAAAUUCAAAGGCAUUUGAUAAAGUUGUCUUCAUUGAAGUGCCUAAUCCUGUUGACGAAAAGAAGAUUCAAGAUGAAAUUGCAAAAAAAUUGGAGUUGAAGUUGGAGGAUGGCAAGGAUUUAACACACGCAGAACAAAUAUGGAUCAGAAUCACUAAUGCUGGAAGUGUACUCAUAAUACUUGAUGAUGUCUGGGAAGAGCUCAAACUUGAGAACAUAGGGAUUCACCAUGGCAUCCAUAGCCAGGGCCGGUGUUGUGUCUUGCUAACCACACGUUAUGAGACAAUUUGUAGAAGAAUGAGCUGCCAAAAGACUAUUAAACUAGGGCUCUUACAUGAGGAAGACGCAGUGAAUCUUUUCCUACAUCAUGCCACUGAAAAUGGGAAGGAUUGUCCUAAUAAAUUGAAGUUGCUAGCAUCAAAAGUUGUGAUUGAGUGUGGAAACUUACCAGUUGUAAUUGUAGCAGUUGCUCGAACCUUUAGAAAUUGGGAUCCAAAUGAAUGGGAGGAUGCUUUUGCAGUAAUAGAAAAAGAUUCAUCCUUAAGGCAUGGGAACAUUGAUGAAGAAGUGAAAAAGUUUUACAAUUCUCUGAAAAUAAGCUUCAAGUGUCUAGAUAGAGGAGCGCAAGAUCUCAUCCUGCUAUGUUCUAUAUUCCCAAGAGCUUAUGAAAUACCAGUAGAGGUUUUAAGCAGAAUUGCUAUAGGUUCAGGCUUAGUGAAAAUGUUGGCAGCUACUAUAGAGCAAGAAGUGAAGUGCUUUCAAUCAAAACCACACUCGUACGUUCUGCUUUAUUGCUCACUACUAGAGAAGGAUUUGUAA